GUAUGACACAAGAAAGUAACUCAAACUUUUUCAACUUCCUUCUUUUCGGGUUUGUGACCGCUAUUGCCUUUUAUUCGGGUACCCAAUUCAACAAAUCUAGCGAACAGGAAGAGCACAUCAACCAUGCUAACUUGUAUUCGGUAAAGAAGUUUGAUGAUGGAGCAAAAGAAUACUCAAUAAUGUUGAUCACCGAUUUGGAUCAUGACAGCAAAGACGGGAAGAAGUGGAAAAGUUUGGUCUCUCGUGGAUUUUUGAAGGUUUCUGCAGACCACAAGCAUGCCGAUAUUCAUUUUGACAAAGACUCGGAGUACUAUGUUGACACAAAUAUUGCCGCCGGUGGACGCGCUAUGGAGUUGUCUGACCUUGCCGUCUUCAAUGGUAAACUGUACUCAAUUGACGAUAGAACAGGUCUUAUUUAUCAAAUUAGUGACAAGAAGGCACUUCCCUGGGUAUUACUGAACGAUGGGCCAGGAAACGUCGUGAAGGGAUUUAAAGGAGAAUGGAUCACUGUUAAGGAUACCGAAUUGAUUGUUGGAGGAUUGGGAAAAGAAUGGACGACCACUGACGGAGUUUAUGUGAACGAUCACCCAAUGUGGGUGAAGCAUGUCUCUGCUCACGGAGCCGUUCAUCACGAAAACUGGAAGGAUGUAUAUAUCCGCGUUCGUAGAGCUGCUGGGAUCGAAUAUCCCGGAUACAUGAUUCACGAAGCUGUUCAAUGGUCUGCAAUUCACAGAAAAUGGUUCUUCCUUCCACGUAGAAUGUCAAAUGAGAAGUAUUCUGAGGCGGAGGACGAGAACCGCGGAACAAACGUUCUUGUGAUUGGAAAUGAAGAGUUGACUGAUUUUGAGGUUGUGCGAGUAGGAUCGGAGAAUAACAAAUCCAGAGGGUUUGCUGCUUUCCAAUUUGUGCCAAACACUCAUCACCAGCUCAUCGUUGCCAUCAAGUCGGAGGAAAAGGAUGGAAAACCAGUAGCAAGUUAUGCAAGUGUUUUCGACAUUCAUGGUAAUGUUAUUCUUGACGAAUAUCUUCUUCAUGGUCCAUACAAAUACGAAGGAAUUGCAUUUGCCUAAUCACUUCAAUUAAUGUAUUUUUGUCUCAAUUCCCACCUUCCAGUCAGGUCCAAAUCUGUGUUCUCGAUAUUAUGUGAUUUUUGUCAAAUACUAUGUAAUGGUUAUUUAAAUAAAAUAAAUAUAUAAA
Molecule: messenger RNA, 1197 nt
Organism: Caenorhabditis elegans
Lineage: Eukaryota; Metazoa; Nematoda; Chromadorea; Rhabditida; Rhabditidae
Gene: apy-1
Product: Apyrase apy-1
Exons: 6
Coding region: 3-1070 (355 amino acids)
Cellular component (GO): endomembrane system
Molecular function (GO): calcium ion binding; nucleoside diphosphate phosphatase activity
Source: RefSeq, marked reviewed